AUGUUGAACUACAAUCUUAGCAACAUAUGUGGGAGUUUUUAUACAGGAGGUAAACUAGCAUUUAGUGAAGAUGGCAAUUCUUUAUUUGUUCCAAUAAAUAACAGAAUAAAUGUAUAUGAUUUAAGUAGUAAUACAUGUAAUACAUUAUUGUCUGAAAAUAGAAAUGAUUUACGAUUUAUAGCUAUUCAUCCAAAUAUGGAUAUAUGUAUAAGUAUCGAUAAAUUUGGAUAUGGUUGUGUUAUUAAUUUAUUGAAAGAUAAAAUAAUAGCUCGAAUUUUAUUUAAAUCCAAAACUGGCAUUAUUACUUCUUUUAAUUAUAAUAAUAUUUUCACACCUCAAGAGGAACAAGAUUUUGUGAACUUUGCUACUUUUACAAAUAGUGGUAAAUAUUUUUUGAUAGGUAUAGGUAGACGAGUAAUAAUAUGGAAUAGUCCAUGUAAACAUAAUAAAUAUAGAUUAGUAAAAUAUAACGAUUUAUGUUAUCAUUCUUUAAAUAUUAUAUCCAUAGAUAUAUCUGAAAAUGAUCAAUAUUUUUUAACUACUUCAUAUGAUUUAACUAUAAGAAUACAUACAAUUAAUAAAAAAAAAAAAAUUCGUCCAACGGUUCUUAGUGGCAAUAAAAGUAUCAUCGUUGGUGCAUUCUUUUCAAAAAAUGCUGACUUUAUUUUUAGUGUCAAUAAGUCGGGACUCAUAAUAGUUUGGUCCUACGAGGUAGCCACGGGAGAAGCAGAAAAAGGGGACGAGCUAAAUGGGAUUGAAGAAACGGUUGACAAGGUGACUGGAAUUGACGAAGCAGAAGCUGACACAAAGGCUGGGGAAGUAGUUGCUACCCAUGAAGGGGUAAGGAGAGGAAAAUACGUGAAGGCAUACGAAAAAAGAUGGUGCUAUAAAAAAAUAUAUUAUUGUAAUCAAGAUAAAAAUGAAGAAGUUGUUAAGGCAUGUUUCAAUAAAUAUCGUGAUUUGUUAGUCAUUGCUUAUAGUAAUGGAAAGUUUGCUAUUUAUAAUACUCCUGAAAUGGUGUCACUAUAUAAUAUUAAAAUUAAUACAAAUAUGAUUGAUGAUAUAGUAAUAAAUAAAGAUGGAGAUUGGAUUGCUUUAGCUGAAUCGUCAAAUGGAACCGUAAUUGUAUGGGAAUGGCAAAGUGAAAGUUAUAUAUUAAAACAAUUUACUAGUAAUAAAAAUGUAAAAUGUGUAAAAUUUUCACCAAUUAUAAGCCAUUUAAAAAUAGGAAGUAAUAUAGCUAAUAAUUCAAUGUCCUAUCAUGAAUGUGAUAAUUUUACAAGUAAAUUUGUUAUAGCCACAGGAAAUGAAGAUGGAACAAUUAAAUUAUAUGACUAUUUAUCUUAUAUUAAUUUUGUAACUUUUACUGCACAUACAAAUAGUGUUACAGAUAUAUGUUUUUUACCACAGGGUAAUGCAUUUAUUUCAUGUUCUUUAGAUGGAACAUUACGAGCAUUUGAUUUAUUACGAUAUCGAAAUUUUAAAGUAUAUACAGCAGAUUUAUUAGAGGAAGAUACUAAUAUUGCCACUAAAAAUAGUAAUAAUAAUAUGAACGAGUCAGGUAAAAUUGUGGCUAAAAAAAUAUCUAAAAAAAUUAAUGUACAAUUUUUAUGUGUAAAUGUGAAUGUAAGUGGAAAUAUAGUGGCUGCUGGUGGAAGAGGAAAUGAAUAUAUUGUCUAUAUAUGGAAUAUUCAAACUGGAAAAUGUAUAGAUAAAUUAUAUGGUCAUAAUUCUCCAAUUGCAAAAAUAUGUUUUAGUACUAAUUUAAAAAAUGAAGGAGUCAUAGCUACCUGUUCAAUGGGGGCAAAUAUUCUUAUUUGGGAUUUAUAUUCAAGAAGAAAUAAAGGAAGUAAAUUUGAUGAAAUUACAAAUUCACAAAGUAUUUCAUAUAUGUGCUUUGAUCCAAGAGGUAAUGAUGUAUUAGCAGUAUGUACGUUAGGGUGCAGAAUAACUUUUUGGGAUAUAUCGGUGCAAGAAAUUGUCGGAACUAUAGAAGGUGCAAGAGAUAUAAAAAGAGGAAGAUUAUUAGGAGAAGAUUAUUCAGCAAUUCCUAAAAUGAAUAAUAAUAAAAAAAAAAGAAAUAGAAAAGAUGGAAAUUAUCAAUAUGUAGAUGAUUUAGAAGAUCAAGGAACAAAUACUGUUGUAAACCAAAAUUGUUAUUUUACAUGUAUUGAUUAUAUACAUAGUGGAAAUUAUUUAGCAGGGGUAGCUAAUACUAGUGUAAGUUUGUACAUAUAUGAUACGAAUAUAUAUUUAUUAGUAAAAAUAAUAGAUUUAACAAAAAAUUAUUGUGUUGAUGGAAUAAAAAGAGAAAUAUCAUCACGAUAUUUAACAAACGAAGGAAAACAUAUAUAUGAAUAUGAUAUAAGUGAUGAUGAAGGUGAUAUAUAUUUAGACAAUUAUAAAAUAUUGAAUAGAAAAAAAAAAGAAAAUAUAUUGCCUGGUCAGGUAAAUGAGAAUUUUUUAAAUAAUAAAUUUAAAAAAUAUAAAUUAUUGUUAAAUUAUAUUAACAUAUCAGGUGAUGAUAGACAUAUAGCAGUUGCAAGUAGUGUUGGAUUAUAUAUUUUAACAAAAGAUCAUCAAUAUUAUUAUGUACCAAAUUCAAAAAAUUUAUAUAAAGGUUUAUUAGCUCCUAUUAAUUAUGAUCCAAAAUUUUUAACACAAAAUGUUAAUGUAAAAAAUUUUAAACUUUCUUUAAAAAAAAAAGAAUAUAUUAAAGCAUUUAUUCUUUCAUUAGCUUUAAAUAAUUAUGAACAUAUUUUAGAGGUAUAUGAAAAUGUCCCUUACAAUUUAAUCCCUUUAUGUGUUAAAGUUUUAACAAAACCAUUUAUAUAUAUAUUAAUAAAUUUUAUAAAAACAUUAUUAUUAAACGAUACAAUCAAACAUAUACAUUUGCACUUAUAUUAUCUUAAUUCAAUUUUUACAAUUCAUUUUAGUAUUUUUAUAAAUAACGAUUUUAAUACAGUAGUUAAAAAUACAACUGGAGCGACCAAAAAUGGACAAGAUGAUAAAAAUACUCGAAUUUCUAUUUCAACAAUUUCAGAUGAAUAUAGAAUAUCUCUUCUUUUUAUAUUGAAACAAAUUAUUACUUUAUAUAAUGGAUUACAAUAUUUAUACACUAAUAAUAUUAAUGUUUUGAAAUAUUUGAGUUUAGACUAUAUUCCAUAA
This is a messenger RNA of Plasmodium vinckei vinckei, 3168 nucleotides long. RefSeq names its product periodic tryptophan protein 2, putative. Gene Ontology annotation, molecular function: protein binding. The coding region runs from base 1 to 3168 and encodes 1055 amino acids. The transcript has a single exon. The record is from RefSeq and is a predicted model, not a curated record. Gene Ontology annotation, biological process: ribosomal small subunit assembly; maturation of SSU-rRNA from tricistronic rRNA transcript (SSU-rRNA, 5.8S rRNA, LSU-rRNA). Lineage: Eukaryota; Apicomplexa; Aconoidasida; Haemosporida; Plasmodiidae. Gene Ontology annotation, cellular component: Pwp2p-containing subcomplex of 90S preribosome; small-subunit processome.